AUGACGAGUUCUUCUGUGUUCCAGGUGUUCAGGAUGAUGAUGAUGAUGAUGAUGACCUCCACUGAGAAAAUGAAGAAGAAACCCGUGAAGGACAGCAUGACCCUGCUGCCAUGUUUUUACUUUGUGGAGCUGCCCAUUGUGGCUUCUUCCAUGGUGUCUCUCUACUUCCUGGAGCUGACAGACUUCGUACAGCCGGCUCAGGUCGGCUUUCGUUGCCAUGACCGUGACCUCAGUAUGCCCUACGUGGAUGGAGGAGAUGAGUUCAUCCCCCUGCUGAUGCUCCUGAGCCUCGCCUUUGCCGGACCUGCUGCCUCGGUAAGGAAUGAAAUGUCAGCAUUCUCUCAGGAGAAGGAUGAACACCUUCACUGGCACACAGCUGUCCCACACUGA
This is a messenger RNA of Thalassophryne amazonica, 390 nucleotides long. RefSeq names its product phospholipid phosphatase-related protein type 3-like. Bases 1 to 390 code for a protein of 129 amino acids. The record is from RefSeq and is a predicted model, not a curated record. NCBI's taxonomy places the organism in Eukaryota, Metazoa, Chordata, Actinopteri, Batrachoidiformes, Batrachoididae. The transcript is spliced from 2 exons.